Drosophila montana is the source of this 2887-nucleotide messenger RNA. Its product is annotated as synaptic vesicle glycoprotein 2B-like. Gene Ontology annotation, biological process: transmembrane transport. The record is from RefSeq and is a predicted model, not a curated record. The coding region runs from base 311 to 1771 and encodes 486 amino acids. The transcript has 11 exons. NCBI's taxonomy places the organism in Eukaryota, Metazoa, Arthropoda, Insecta, Diptera, Drosophilidae. Gene Ontology annotation, molecular function: transmembrane transporter activity. Gene Ontology annotation, cellular component: membrane.
UUCCAGUGCACUACAAUAUUUAUUUUCUCUAUUUUACUUGUUACGUAGUUAAAACUCAAAUCCUCUUGCAUAAACCAAUGUAUAUAAAUUAAACUGUAUUUGUCAUCUAGUCUCCAGAAUGUGGUUUAUUGCCGAUUAUUCCAAUUCAAAACAUCUGCACUUUUUAAUAAAACAUUAAGACAGAUAUUAAGCUGUAUUCUCAACUAUUUGGCAUUUGUCCCACAAAAACUUGAAUUCUCCCAAAUUUUGAUAACAUUUUCUUAGGCUACCGAAUUUUAAAGGGAUUUUCAAAAUCGUUCUCAAGUGAAAUAUGGCUAAUGUGGACAUUGACGAUGUGUUCAAUACACUUGGCUUUGGCCGCAUGCAAAUGAUUAUAUUUUUUGGCUGUGCAAUGCAACAGUUUUAUGUGACCAACGAGCAGUUCGGCAUCUCGCUGAUAACUGUGGCAGCCAGGUGUGAACUUGGCAUCGGUAACCAUCACUUGUCCUGGCUGAUGACCGCGGGGCUGAUGGCGCAAGUCUGCACCAGCCACUAUAUGGGCUACAAGUCGGAUGAGAUCGGUCGCCGCAAGCUGCUGCUCAUCACCUCCACGCUGACCAUAUUCACCUCGUUUAUAUCGUCGCUGAUGCCAGAGUUCUGGUCGUAUCUUGUGAUGCGUUUCAUCAACGGCUGCGUUCUAACAGGUCCUGGCAUGGCGGUGAUCACGUACAUGGGCGAGUUCACCAAGAUCAAGCUGCGGCCCAUGGUGCUCAAUUUUCUGUGCUAUUCCAUUGGCAUCAGCAUGCUGUAUGUGCCAGCUUCUGCGUUGGUGAUAUUGCCGCAAAAUAUACACCUUAAGAUAUCCGGCGACUAUGCGAUUAGCGGCUGGCGUGUGCUCAGUAUGACCAAUCUGCUGCCUGGCAUCCUUUCUGUGCUUAUUCUCUUGCCCAUGCCUGAAAGUCCCAAGUACUAUCUGUCCGUCCAGAAAACGCAAGAGGCGCUCGACGUCCUGGAGAUGUGCUGUCGGUACAACAAGGGCAAGAAUGUAACGCUUAAAAGUCUGGGCAUCGAGUCUGUGACGCAGUCAAAUCUACGCCGUGAUUCCCUGCUACCUGAUAAAAACUUUUUCCGACGUGUCUGGAACGAUACGAAGCCCCUGCUGCAAGGCAACAAUGCCCGCUACAUGCUGCUCGUUAUUGGAAUUAUGUUUUUUAUGUUUGCCACCGGUGCUGUGCUGACGGUUUGGAUGCCGCGCGUCAUCAAAAUGACGGAGGAAAGCGAAGAAAGUAUGAUACUCUGUGAUGUGUUAAAAGCAUCUGGCGCUCGGAAUACCAGUACGGUCAUUUCCAAGUGCCAUUUGGCUACAUCUAAUCUGCUCGCUUGCAUUUAUCAUGGUGGCGCCUGUUUGGCGGGAUUCAUGCUAAUCAGUGUCUUGUUAAUUUGUCUUAACCGUAAGCCAAUUCUGGUGGGCUUCUCGGUCCUUUCCACUUUGUCAGGUUUCAUGCUCAACCUUGUCAUCCGCGAUGAGCUGGUCAUUGCGGCAUUUGUCCUGCUCGUUGUGCCAACUUUGUGUAGUAUGCGACUGACGUUGACUGUGAUCAUCGAUGUGGUAGCCACGCAUUUGAGAAGCAAAGCUGUGGCCCUGGCGAUGAUGUUUGGUCGCUUUGGCGUUCUGGUGGGCAGUAUAUUUGUGGGCUAUACUCUGAAUUGCUGCUGCUUGGUAACAUUCAAUGUGUACGUGGCGGGCAUGGCAAUUACCAUUUUGCUCAUCUUUUUCCUACCGGAGAACUAAGAACUAAGUCGCACAGGCUUUGCUUAUUUGGAUUGUACUUGUUUGGUUAUUUCUAUAAAUUUACAAAAUAUUCAACUUUUCUUUUUCUCAAUAUGACCACGGUGGAUGUGGAUGAUGUCUGGCAGUCCGGCAAUUGCCAAAACGGAGAGGAUGAGCGUGCUUAUGAUACGUUUAAUCAUCUAUGUUUGAGAAUUUGUGGUCGGAAUUUAGCCAGCCUGGGUGUGACGCUUAUUACUCCUGGACCUCCGCGCCUCAGUUUGAUGCAACCUGCUAAAUUUUUCAGAUGCUUUUGGAAUGAUAUGGUUACAUUGCUAAGAAGACUAUAUUUUAAGAAUUUUCUGCUCGUCAGCGUCGUGAUUUCAGGAUUCUUCUUUGUGUGAGCUGCUGUGGCAUUACUUUUGGGCAUUAUAUAUCGCCAUAUAUAUGCUCUGUAAACUAGGCCGAUCGGAUUUUCUGCGAUAUGAUCUAUAGCAGCGCAUUAUGGGAUAGUACGCAUAAAAGUUGGGUUUUCUCAGACCUGCCACUCGAUUACUGGGGUGGCGCCUUUUUGUUAGCCUCCUUUUCUAUUAGCCUAAUUCUGUUUUAACACAUCGAAUUUUAGUUCCAUUUUGCAAUGCAUCAGUGGCGACACUGCAUCUUAGCAAUGUGUUUCAGUAGUUUUGCAUUGACUACUUCCGUUAUAAUUGAGGUGGUGUCCACGCGUAUGAGAGGCAAAGCCAUCACCUUAUGUUGGGUCGCACGACUGUUAUCAUAGCCUCUCACCAAAUUGGGAAUUUCAUGUGGACUGACUGCUUGAUAUUAUUCAAUUUUUUUUGUACUUUUUGUUGGCGCGGUCGCCGUUGUCAUAUUGUUUUUACCAACUAAGGGUUAUGCACAUGAGUGAUUUAUAUAUUUUUAAUACCACGGCGGGGCCUGUGACGUGAUAUGCAUAUUUAUAUAAUAGUUGUCGAGAGCGUCAAGCUUCAUUAUCAGCUGAUUCAAACAGUCAAUCAAUCAUUCAAUCAAUUGAGCGCACAAUACAGAAUGUGGCCAAAGGGUUUAUGGCAAGAGUUCAAAGAUUUUUUUUGCCAAUGCCCUUUUAAGUAAAAAUAAAAUAUAUGUCAAACUUUUCUCAGA